Messenger RNA from Grammomys surdaster, 537 nucleotides. RefSeq names its product metallothionein-2. Lineage: Eukaryota; Metazoa; Chordata; Mammalia; Rodentia; Muridae. Bases 212 to 397 code for a protein of 61 amino acids. Gene Ontology annotation, molecular function: metal ion binding. The transcript is spliced from 3 exons. The record is from RefSeq and is a predicted model, not a curated record.
UGCGCAGGCCAUAUCCCCCGAGCCAGAAGAAGGGCGUGUGCAGGCGGCGGGGGCGUGUGCAGGUGGUGCCCCCCACUCGGGCGGAGCUUUUGCGCUCGACCCAAUACUCGCCACUAUAAAGGUCGCGCUCCGAGUGCUUCUCUCCACCACGCGCCUUCUAGAACUCUACCGCCGGUCUCUCGUUAGUCUUCAACCGACGCCUCCACUCGCCAUGGACCCCAACUGCUCCUGUGCCUCAGAUGGAUCCUGCUCGUGCGCGGGCUCUUGCAAAUGCAAAGAAUGCAAAUGCACCUCCUGCAAGAAAAGCUGCUGCUCCUGCUGCCCCGUGGGCUGUGCGAAGUGCUCCCAGGGCUGCAUCUGCAAAGAGGCUUCGGACAAGUGCAGCUGCUGUGCCUGAAAUGGGGGGCUUCCCCAUACCUGUGUAAAUAGAAUAUGUAAGAGCCCAGCCUUUUUUUGUACAACCCUGACCCUGACCCAGUUUUCCACCUUUUUUUUUUCUAUAAAGCAUGUAACUGACAAUAAAAACCGUUGACUUGA